Hyphopichia burtonii NRRL Y-1933 is the source of this 648-nucleotide messenger RNA. RefSeq lists its product as uncharacterized. The record is from RefSeq and is a predicted model, not a curated record. NCBI's taxonomy places the organism in Eukaryota, Fungi, Ascomycota, Pichiomycetes, Serinales, Debaryomycetaceae. Bases 1 to 648 code for a protein of 215 amino acids. The transcript has a single exon.
AUGGAUCAGACAACGUUCAAUAGCCUUCAGUCACGGAUCCUUGGUCUUGAGGUCCAGCUCAAUGCUAACCAGGGCUUGGAAAAUGGUGGCAGCACAUCUACAUCCAAGGAUCAUUCGAUAAUGGACCAAAUAGCUAGUAUUCAAUCUCGUUUGGAUAAAUUUUAUAAAGAAAACACCGAGAUGAACACUCUUAAUAACAUAUUGACCGACUUGAAGCUAUGGGGGAAACUAGACGACCUGCCUGCGUCUGUUGGGUCUGAGGAGGUGGCCUCGGAGCCGUUACUGGUGGAGACAAAGGAACAGAUUAUCUUGUUAAAGUAUCCCCAGAUUAAACAAGCUUAUAAUAAUUUGAUUGAAAUGGCCAAUAUGGACAUCGAUAAGAUUGUCAAUUAUAUCGAUAGUACCCAAUUCAAAAAUCAUGAUUUCAAAAGGGAUCAUGCUAAGAUACUAGAAAGAAAGAAAACCAUUGAUGAGAUAACAAAGAACUUCCACUUGUUGGUGGUUAAGAAUAUGAUUGUUUAUGAAAAGUAUCUCAACAUGGUCAUUGAAGAGAAUCAGUUUUGGAUCAGCACUGAUGAAAAAACGAUCCAAUUAGAAAAAUCGGUUAAAAAUCAUGAAUCAACUGAUCAUUAUUAUAAUAAGUAUUAA